GUCUGUCUGUUACAGGGGAUGGAGGAAGCGUCUGCCCUCGGCAUCCUCGACCACUCUGUCAUUAAAAAAGUCCCCAUCCCCUCCAAGCUGAACGGCUCCUCCCUCUCGGCGCUGUCCCUCUCCAAGGAGGGCCUGGGGAUGGGCUGCGUGUCCAACCCGGCGGAGGUCUUCUGCUCGGUGCCCGGCCGGCUCUCCCUGCUCAGCUCCACCUCCAAGUACAAGGUGACGGUGGGCGAGGUGCAGCGCCGGCUCUCACCACCAGAGUGCCUCAACGCCUCCCUGCUGGGCGGAGUCCUGCGCAGGGCCAAGUCCAAGAACGGGGGCCGCUGUCUGCGCGAGCGUCUGGAGAAGAUCGGCCUCAACCUGCCCGCAGGCCGACGCAAGGCGGCCAACGUCACACUGCUCACGUCCCUGGUGGAGGGCGAGGCGGUCCACCUGGCGAGGGACUUCGGCUACGUGUGUGAGACGGAGUUCCCUGCGCGGGCGACCGCAGAGUUCCUGGUGCGGCGCAGCGACCCCGACCAGCUGCCCACCCGCCGCAGCAUGCUGCUGGCCACCAAGGAGAUCUGCAAGGAGUUCAUGGACCUGAUGUCCCAGGACCGGUCCCCACUGGGGGGCAGCCGGCCCACCCCCUGCCUGGAGCCCACCGUGCAGGGCAGCCUCACGCACUUCAGCCUGCUCACGCACGGCUUUGGCACGCCCGCCAUCUGCGCCGCGCUCUCCGCCUUCCAGAGCUACCUGCUGGAGGCCGUCAAGGUGCUGGACAAGGGCGAGGGCGGGGGCAAGGGUCACCACGGCGACAAGGAGGUCAAGCACCGGAAAUAGAUGGAGGAGGAGGAGGAGGAGGAGAAGCAGGAGGAAGAGGAGGAGGAAGGGGAGGAGGACGAGGAUGGACAUGUGUUUUUGAUCCUCCUCUGCAGAAAAGAAAAAGAGUAAAAAAGAAAAAGCACAUGGACGUGAGAUGUUUACCUCCCACAAUGCACUGCGGUCGGAGGAGGAGGAGGAGGAGGAGGAGGAGGAGGAGGAGGAGGAGGAGGAGGAGGAGGAGGAGGAGGAGGAUGGGAUGGAGGUGGGGGUGUGAUCUGGUUUUUGUAUCGUGUAGCGCGCCAUGGCUCGAAACACACGGGAGACAUUGACCUUUCUAUGUGUGCUGGCCCGAAUGACUUUUAGAGACUUCCUGGUUUUAGAACACCCCCCCCCCCCCCCUGACAUAUGCUUCCUGCCACGUACGCGGUCUCAAGAAGCCAUAUCUGAGACAAAUAAAUUAUCAUUCUGGCUUUUCUCUCCUUCCUGAUUUUCGGUACCUGAGUCAGAACUCUGGAACUCUCUGACUCUGGGUUCCUGAAUUAGAACUGAUGAUUCUGGGUUCAUGAAUUCGAGCUCAUGAUUCUUAGCUCCUGAAUCAGAAGUCCCUGAUUCCAAGUGCUUGAACCAGAUCUCUUGAUUUCAAGGUUCUGAAUGAACCUCACUCCUGACUUACCCCUCCUGUUCAGAGUCAACCGGACCCCCGCUGGGUGAACAGUAUACAGUGAACUGAGAGGGGAUUUUGUAAUUUAUUUUUACUUGGCGUUUUAAAGUCAUAGGCAGCUAAAGAAGAUGUUAUUUUAUUCUUUAUUCCGGGGGUGGGGGAGGGAUACGUGUGGGUAACUUAAAAGGAAAAGAAAGAAAUCAUUUUGUACCGUCUGUGUAUGUUAAUUAUUGUUAUUAUUAAUGUCAUUAUUGUUGUAUUACGGCAUAAAUGUAAUAUAUUAUUAAAGAAUGAAGAGCU
Messenger RNA from Gadus morhua (Atlantic cod), 1768 nucleotides. RefSeq names its product transcription factor AP-2-epsilon-like. Gene Ontology annotation, cellular component: nucleus. The transcript has 5 exons. Lineage: Eukaryota; Metazoa; Chordata; Actinopteri; Gadiformes; Gadidae. The annotation marks the transcript as partial. Gene Ontology annotation, biological process: regulation of cell population proliferation; regulation of transcription by RNA polymerase II; anatomical structure development. Gene Ontology annotation, molecular function: DNA-binding transcription factor activity, RNA polymerase II-specific; RNA polymerase II transcription regulatory region sequence-specific DNA binding. The record is from RefSeq and is a predicted model, not a curated record.